This is a messenger RNA of Cordyceps fumosorosea ARSEF 2679, 2097 nucleotides long. Its product is annotated as mannosyl-oligosaccharide 1,2-alpha-mannosidase. Gene Ontology annotation, biological process: carbohydrate metabolic process; N-glycan processing. The transcript has 3 exons. The record is from RefSeq and is a predicted model, not a curated record. Gene Ontology annotation, molecular function: mannosyl-oligosaccharide 1,2-alpha-mannosidase activity; calcium ion binding. Gene Ontology annotation, cellular component: endoplasmic reticulum; membrane. The coding region runs from base 1 to 2097 and encodes 698 amino acids. NCBI's taxonomy places the organism in Eukaryota, Fungi, Ascomycota, Sordariomycetes, Hypocreales, Cordycipitaceae.
AUGAUUCGCGACCCGUUCGACAUCCACCGAAAGAACCUCUUCCAAACCACAGUUCGGCGUGCUGUCGACAACGUACGAGACACGGCAGCCCAGGUUGGCGCCAAUGCGCUAAAGAUGCCCUUUUCGAUACCGAAGAACGUCCCCAACUUUGAGGAUCCGCACCGCCGCCUCGAAGACACGGCCUGGGCCAAGGUCUCGGGGCGCGGCGGCGGCGGCGGCCUACUGUCCGACGUGCAGCACCGCGUCAACGGCCUCUUCGAACCGGACGAACUGCCCAUGUACAAGGACAAGCCGUACUACCACGGCGGUGGGCGACACAGGCGAUGGUAUCGCAAGAAGCGCGUGGUUGGGUCGCUGGCCAUCGCCCUCGUGAUCCUCCUGCACAUCCUCGGCUGGCUGCCCUGGCAGUCAUCGCGGCCCAAGGCGGCGCGCGGCAAGUCGGCGUGGGGCUUCAUGGGAAUCUCCAAGAACGAGGUCGUCGAUUGGGACCACAGACGAGCUCAAGUGGUGGAAGCGUUUGAGCUCAGCUGGGACGCCUACGAACGUUACGCAUGGGGCUACGACGAAUUCCACCCAAUCUCGAAAUCUGGAAAAUACAUGGCGCCCAAGGGCAUGGGUUGGAUCAUUGUUGACUCCCUCGACACCAUGAUGCUCAUGAACCUAACGUCACGACUGGAGCACGCCAGAGAAUGGAUCUCGAACUCGCUGACUUGGGACCAGCACCAAGAUGUCAACACAUUCGAGACGACAAUUCGCAUGCUGGGCGGCCUGCUCUCCGCCCACUGGCUCUCGACGACGCACCCUGAACUCGCACCGAUCACUGAGGACGACCCUGGCAAGCCAGGCGAGGAUCUGUACCUCGAAAAGGCUGCCGACUUGGCGGGCCGCCUCAUGGGGGCAUUCGACACACCGUCGGGUAUCCCCUAUGCCAGUGUCCAGCUGGAUGACUCCAAGGGUAUACCCUCCCAUGGCGACAUGGGCGCCAGCUCCACGGCGGAGGCGACCACGUUGCAGCUCGAGUUCAAGUACCUGGCCAAGCUGACAGGAGAGACCAACUACUGGGAUGUUGUCGAAAAGGUCAUGGCCGUCAUCGACGAUAACAACAUGCCCGGGGGACUAGUACCCAUUUACAUUUAUCCCGCCAAUGGCGAGUUCCGCGGCGAAAACAUUCGCCUAGGGAGCCGAGGCGACUCGUACUACGAGUAUCUGAUCAAGCAGUACCUGCAAACCAACAAAAAGGAAAAAGUAUACCUCGACAUGUGGAAGGAAUCCAUGGUCGGCAUCCGCAAGCACCUGCUGACCUACAGCGAGCCCUCGGGCUUCACCAUCGUCGGGGAGCGCCCGAGCGGCCUGGACGGUGCGCUGCUGCCCAAGAUGGACCACCUGGUGUGCUUCCUGCCGGGCACCAUCGCGCUCGCCGCGACCGAGGGCCUCACCGAGGCCGAGGCGCGCAAGCUGCCCACGUGGACGGCGCAGCACGACGAGGACAUGAAGUUUGCGCGCGAGCUGAUGCAGACCUGCUGGGGCAUGUACAAGUACAUGGCCACGGGCCUGUCGGCCGAGAUCACCUUCUUCAACGUCGCCGACCCACCCGCCGCGCCGGACGCGCCGCACCGCCCCCCGGCCGACUUUGACGAGGACCCGCACGCGCGCUGGCGCCGCGACUACAGCGUCAAGCCCAACGACGCGCACAACCUGCAGCGCCCGGAGACGGUGGAGAGCCUGUUCUACAUGUGGCGCAUCACGGGCGAUGUCAAGUACCGCGAGUGGGGCUGGGAGAUGUUUACGUCCUUUAUGAACCACACGGCCGUGGAGGAGCAGGGCGGCUUCACGAGCCUGGACGACGCCAACGUGGUCCCGCCGCGCGUGCGGGACAACAUGGAGAGCUUCUGGCUGGCCGAGACGCUCAAGUACAUGUAUCUGCUGUUCUCGGACAACAGCCUGAUGCCGCUGGACAAGAUCGUGUUCAACACGGAGGCGCACCCGCUGCCGCGGUUCGACAUGGGCGACUUGUUCAGGACAGGAUGGGAGCGCAAGCCGCGCGACGCGCACGGGAACAUUAUCGGCAAGGUCAAGACGAAGCCGACGGCGGAGUAA